CAACCACCUCCCCUUUCUCAGGCCCCCCAUGACAGAGUUCGACUUCGUUUGGUGCCACAUAUAAGUUAUAACCCCAAGGAACUCAGCAAGUUACUUUUGUCUCACUCAGAAAUGGCUAAUCAAUUCGUCAAGCGGUUAAUACGUAACAUUUAUUAUACUAAAAAUAAGUUGAUGACACCAGAAGUGCUUAUAAGUUCUGUGUACGUUAUCCUUGAUCAAUCUCGAUGCCAUUCGUCAGAAGCAGAUAAGAUACAACCUGAUGUGUUGAACAAGGCCAAGGAUGCACCUCAAGUUUUUUCAAGACCUAAAGUGGAAAAGAGGCAGACAAUGACUCUGAGCUUGCAAAAUACAGCUCUGGUGAUGAUGAUGUCAGUGAUGGUAAAUGGAGGAAGUGUAGCUGGCCACAAAUCCUCCCCAAGCAGUCGAUCUUUAACAGAGAUCCUCGCAACCAUUCAACGGAGUAAGAUUGGGAUUGGAGAUUGGAGUUUGAGUGAUCUUGCAAUCGGUCUAUAUCUUAUUUUUCUACGUCAAGCAUCUUUAAAUCCAUUCGAGGAUGUUAAGGGUGUUCAAAUUACAUCAGAAGCAAUUGUCCAAGAUCUCAUAUACCAUGUUGAGUUGGCAAAAGGCUCUUAUAAGGGUGGUGCAUCAGGUCUUGCAAGACAUAGCAUGCUUCAAGAGAGCAAUAUUUUGAAAUUUGAAAAAUAUUUCAGCAUGAUGAGGCCUGGAUAUUAUAUAGGAAUUGAUCCUCGUAAAAAGCUUGUAAUUUUUGGAAUUCGUGGAACUCAUAAUGUGUACGACCUCAUCACUGACAUUGUUUCUUCAAACAAUGAAGAAGUCACAUUUGAAGGUUAUUCAACUCACUUUGGUACAGCUGAAGCUGCCCGCUGGUUUCUUAGACAUGAGAUUGGAACCAUAAGGCACUGCUUAGAGAAUCAUGAGGGAUAUCAGUUAAGGCUAGUGGGUCAUUCGCUUGGUGGUGCUACUGCUUCUUUACUUGCGAUAAUGCUCCGUAAAAAGUCAUUCAAAGAGCUGGGGUUUAGUCCUGACAUUGUUUCUGCUGUUGGAUAUGCAACUCCACCUUGUGUAUCCAGAGAACUUGCUGAAAGUUGCUCAGAUUUUGUGACUACUGUGGUUAUGCAGGAUGAUAUAAUACCUAGAUUAAGUAUAACUUCCCUGUCAAGGCUGAGGAGUGAGAUUCUUCGAACUGAUUGGUUAAGUGUUGUUGACAAGGGAGACUGGAAAAAUGUCUUAGAUAUGGUUACAAAUGCAAAGCAGAUGGUGUCUUCAAUGCAAGAUGUAGCUCGAAAACUUUCAGAUUAUGCAAAGCUCAGAUGCAAGAAUGAUUCUUCUGAUGUUCUUUUCCGAAAAGAAUCAUCUACUUUUCCUAUCAUCUCUUCAACGUUAAAAUCAACCAUGCAGAAUGCCACGGUCCUUAAGAAGGAAGAAUCUGCCGGUACAGUAGCUGACAAGUUAUUUGUACCAGGUACGGUAUACUGUCUAAAGAGGGAUGUCGACACUCAGACCAGUGGCAGUGUCAAGGAAGGUAGGGAAUUUUUCACUCUCUGGAAAAGACAUCCUGGUGAACAUUUCCAGAGAAUAGUGCUCUCGGGCAACAUUAUUUCAGACCACAAAUGUGAUAAUCAUUUUUAUGCUUUACGAGAUGUACUAAAAGGCUUGCCAGGGUCCAGUGAUGAAUGGAUAUUCAGGUAGCCAAAAUCCAAAAUGUUUAAAAUUUUGAUUUGACAGUCCGUAAAUUAAUAAGUUUUGGAUCAACUACCAGCA
Mangifera indica (mango) is the source of this 1782-nucleotide messenger RNA. RefSeq lists its product as uncharacterized. The record is from RefSeq and is a predicted model, not a curated record. The transcript has 8 exons. The coding region runs from base 112 to 1710 and encodes 532 amino acids. NCBI's taxonomy places the organism in Eukaryota, Viridiplantae, Streptophyta, Magnoliopsida, Sapindales, Anacardiaceae. Gene Ontology annotation, biological process: lipid metabolic process.